CGCGACACCACGCGACGAUGCGUGGCGACCGCGCCGCUCGCGACACGCGACACAACAAGGAUCACGACAACUUGAAAUCCUCACUUAAAAAGGGGAGUAAACCCAAAAAAAAUAGGGUCGUUUUCGACGAGAGCGCAAAUGAAUUUUUCGAAGCCGAUUAUAUUAUUGUUGUGCGAGAUGAGUGCGGAUACUCCGAUGAGGGCGAAGGUGAAGAGUGCUCAGGGUGCGGGUCAUGCGAGAGGUACCAGGAGCCGGAGCCCGGGGCCCUCAGCCCGCCGGAGGGGUAUAAGGAUAUGGGGCUGUUCAACCGCGACGGCACGCUGCGGGAGCAGGCCUGGUGGGAGGCGGGCGACGUGGUGCUGGUGGGUGAGCGCUCGGGCACGGUGUUCACGCCGCAGCACCUGCAGCUGUUACGGCGGCUGCAGCGCGAGCGGAUGCUGCGCUCCACCAUCUGUGCGGACUGCGACGCGCACGCCGCGCUCCACCAGCCGCUCGAAAUGGAAUAUGGCUACGAGGAGGAGGAGACGAGCGAUGUAGAGCGAGAGCGCGAGCUGCGACCGGUGGCGCGGCGCACGGGCAAGCACAUUGCCGCGGGUGAAGAGCGGCCAAGGAUCAACUCUAGCCAGCAGACCACGCCCACUGAAGAAAGCCCUCCAGACUUGUGCAUAGAAGAAAAGCGGACCGAAAUGCCGGUUGCAGCCGUGUUCACCAGUGAAGAAAGUGACACAGCGGAGACGGAGGGGCGCGGGUCGUGUGAGAGCUCGCCUCUCAGGCAGCGACGCGGGGGCAUCCUGAAAGGCGGGCGCCUCUGGAAGUCACUGGAUAUGGAUAAAGACACUAACGAACAGAAUGACGACCAGCGGUCGACGACGACAGCGAGUGACGAGGACGGGUCAGUGACCCCGCGGUCGGUGCGUUUCGUGGAGAGGCCCAAGGAGCCUUCAGAGGAGGCAGCCAAGAGUGACUCGGAGCCGCCGCCGUCUUCCGACACAGAGACUUCCUCUCCUAAGGAGUACAAUACCACCUCCACAUCCACACACAGACUGGAAACGCCGCUGAUCUUGACCCUGCAGGCGCCGAAGACGAACUCCGCAGUACAGCAGCUGUUCAAUAGUAGCCGACCACCUCCGCCUGCCAUCGAACCACAGCUUGUCACUUCUGAGACACUCAGGGCAUGGGAUGCCGUCAGACCGAAGGCAGAGGAGGCUGCAGUCAGACGCGUAGCAGAGAGGAACGCCCUCCGGUGUUCUCUGCUCCGCAGCGAAGCACGGAAGAAACAACAGCCCAAGCAAGAGACGACAUCGCUAGCGGAGCGCAUUCGCCUGUUAACCUGUGACGUAGAAGACGAACCGGAGGAGCAAAGGUCGUCUCCAGCUGGUGCUAGUGUCGACAAAUUCUCCUCCAGCAGCGACAAGAGCGACAAGUCGAGUGACAAGUCGUUCACAAGUGUUGACAAGAGCAACGAAAAGGCGUUUGGCAGUGCGUCGUCCAGUUCUUCGUCGUCCACGCUGUCAGCGCCCGUGCCGCCAAGACAACAGCCACCGGACCUAGGUGAUGUUCACCAGGAACCGCAGAAGCCGAGGGCAGAACCUCGUCGUCAGUUCCUGUCGACCUUGGCCCCACUAACAGCCUGCGUGGGCAGUGCGGCGCAUCACGAGGGCUUCUACUAUGUGCCGCCCGGAGACAGGACCUCUGCAUCAUCAGCCACCAACCUCGACCUGCAGGAGCAUAACGAUGCGCCUGCGCCUGAUGUCCUCGCCGGAACGCCAGUAGGUGCUGGUGAAGGUGACGAUGGGUUGGCGGCGUUCGCGCGCGCCGCGGCACCGAGGACCGAGAGACUCCGACAGAGAUACGGACAGGAGUCACAGCCGGCCAGCAGCGAUGACGAACACGACGACUAUGGUUUCCACCGACGUCCGGCAGUACGAGGGAUUGCAGUGAAGCAGCAACUGGGCGCAUCAGACGAGAUACUGCAACAGUUGCAGAACGAGUUACAGCCAUCACCGAGCACCACUACACCUGCGCCGGCGCAUGCCUGCCAGCGCACCAACUCCAACUACUCCUGGCCGUACUACUCUGAAGCUAAUUUAAAUUCAAGGCCGCAAAGUCGGGCCAGCGCCACUUCUAAUUGGUCCAAGUCAUCAGACUACGUGUCGGGCCGCCAGUGUGGCAGCACGCCGGUACCACAGCAGCACAGCGACGCGUGCUAUGCGCACGCGCAGAACAUGGCACAGUACGCGCACUACGCGCAGAGACAACAGGACAUGUACCGGAACUGCUCGCUGUAUGCAAAUGUCGGUUGCUCGGACAGCAGCCAGGAGCUGUACGGGUCACAAACAUCCUCAGAACAGACGUCGCCGGUGCGGUCGGCGCGCUGCCGCCGGCCCGAGUCUCCGCCCCCCAUCCGCAGCCACCACCAGCUGCUCUACGUGCCCUACUCCACACACUACCACUACCAGCACGACUACGGCGCGCACUGGACUACUACCGACUACGCCCGCAUGCACCCUUACUACCAGCAGCAGACACAGAGUCGGAGCGGUGCCAGCACGCCACAGCCCACCCCGGUACAGCCGCAGCGCGCGCAGUACACACACGCGCUGCAAAUUCAGACGCUAUGUCCCGCACCCGCUCGAUACAGACCAGUGCCCGCCCCGCAGCCGGGUGGUGGUAAGCAGAUGAUCUGUUACUCAGAAAAGGUAGCGGCGCCGUUGUAUCAGCCAGCACCAGGGUCGCCGUCACGGGCCGCCAGAGGAGCCCCAGAGGGCGCACCCUCCGGAGUGUCGGCCCCCACGGCCACGUCGCCGAUGGCCCCGCCACCAAACCCUGUCUACUACGCUAUGAAUGUCUGACGGGGGGACUAGGUGAAAAUCGUGGUGGGCCCGACAGGUGAGGUCCGAAUCAGUGUGAAACCGCCAGCUAACUCGGCCGAUAGCGGGGAGACGGACUGAUGUCCCGCCUGCUACCACACCGGUUGUAUCGGUUCGAUAUAUUAUGUCCCAAAGGUUCUUUGUCUCCGUUUUGCUUGAUGCCUUUGAGUUGGUCGCGGAAGGAACUGAAGUGCACGGCAGAGAUGUUUGUUUUAACCCGUCGAAUGUCUGUCAAAAGAUCAACUCUCUCUUGCCUAAAACGGUUAUUACAUUUGCCAAUACGUCCUGCUUGAUGCGUCAAGGUCACGGGCUCGGCGAUCGAAAUCGUGUAGAGUCUAUUAAUAAAUUGGUAGGCAUAACCACGAAUAGAGUCGAUUUUCCUAAUCUCGAUCCGCAAGCCAGUGACCUUGACGUAUCGGGCUGGAUAGAUUGGAUAUAGGUAUAAUAACCGCCAUAGCUGCGUCAAAACUCGCAUUAAAUUCUUUGUCAACUUUCCUCGACAAGGAAGGUUGUUCUUUGAUGGAUUAGUUAUGUGAUAAUGCGUGUUGGGAAUGUAUUUUUGUAAAAGUAUUGUAUGUGCUAGGCGUGGUAGGUAAGCGUUGUACAGUUAGGCACUGAAGGCGAGACAACCCAGGGAUGAUACAACAAGAUCACUGCACAGUCUUCGAAACUAGUUCGUACAAUAGCGACUCCAUUAUUAAUAUGUUUAUAAUUGUAAUACCUAGUAAACUUAGCACUGCCUCGUAAUCUGCGAAACACCAAAGCAAAAUGUUCAUUGUCUUUGUACCUAUCUGUAACGGAAUAGUUAGAUUGGCUGACUUGUUUAUAAUACAAGUACACCAAAGAUAUAGAUAUACACCAAAAAUAUCCAAAGAAAUGUUACAAUGCCAAAAAAAAUAUUAUAUUUUUCAUUUAAAUUAGUUAACUCAAAAUGUUUUUUAAAUAAGUAAGUUUAUCAACUAAAUUAACAUAAUAUAGCAUCACGCCUGUAUCCCCGAAGGAAUAGGCAGAGGUACACCUCUGCCUUCUACUAUACACGUAAUACUAUACAUAGUAUUACACCCAUUCGUCGCCAGCUAUAUUAUUAAUUAACUAAGGUAGGAUUUUCUUUAUUUAUUGUACAGAUAAAUGUAUGUUGUUUGUUGCCUAUAUUUUACGAUGUUGUCUUGUCACUACACUUUGUCUUAUAAAGAACAUAAUUAAUGCUGUGUACUAGAAAAUAGCCAUUAUUUUUAAGACAUUUCUAUUUGUUUGUAUCAUUAGCAAAAUAUUUUACUUGUAGAACAAUGUAUGCAAUUCUUACGUACUGUUUACACUACUAAUAGAUGAUUUGCCAUCAAGAUCAUGCUCCGUACAGUUUUAGAGGAACACAUAAGAAAAAUAUUAUAGUGGAGUGGAGUAACUAAAAAUAUUCAUAAAAGUAAACCGGUCGGUCUUUGUUCGAACAGUGUGUCUCAGGAGGCCUAAUAAACGUUUAUUAACAAAGUAGGUAAGCGUUUAGAUAGGAAAUAAAAUUUUAUUUCAACAUUCCUCGAUUCCUUGCUCGUAUCUAUCUAUUCACCCUAUAAAUACCCUUCAAAUAUAAAUUUUGAGUGCCAAAUUCACAGUAUUAUUGAAACUCCGGCUGUAUACGUAGAGUACCUACUAGGUAUUUUAAUUUGUUUUGUUAUAAUAUGUGUUUGCUGCCUAUACGUACAGUCGUCGUCUGCAUUGUGGUAGGUAGGUACCUUGUUUUUAAAUAAAGGCCUCAACAAUGUUAACUUAUAUACGUCGUAUAGGUACAAUAUGAGAUAAUUACAAAGUAAUUUUAUAGUAUAAUAAAACAUGUUAAUCUGGCGGUAAACCACCUCGAUUUUCAAAAUUUAUUUAAUCAUACUUAUCUUGUCGUUAUCAGACAAUAAAAAAAUAUUAUUUUAUGUUUGUAAGGUCGACUUGGUUUGUGCUUUCUGCUCGGUCUAGGAAUACAAAGUUUGUUUGUUUUAAAAAGUAAGUAUAUAAUUAUCCAGUGUAAAUUGAAAAAUUUGUACAUUCGUAAUUAGGUUUGCUUUAAUGCCAUAGGGCUAAUUGACUAACUUAAAAUAGAUAAAAACGAAACCGCACAACUGCAAGACCAAAAGGGAGACCAAUUUCGACCUCAUCCAUGAAAAAAAUGUUAUUUUUUGACAAUUCGUGUACAUGAUGUUACCAGACUCAGAAGAUACGAGCCGUGACGUGAGUGUGGUCAUCGUGAUAGAAGCUAGCAGUAAUUAGCCUCUCAAGUGACACACAUAAGACCAUCUAGUGUGUAGUUCACAUCAUUAUCAAUCACACUAAUAACAUUAUUAAUAUGAAUCUAGUCUCAGAGGCAUAAUUAUCGUACUAGCUUAAAGUAGGAUAGACUAUUAAAGUAAGAUAUUCCUGAAAUUCUUUUCUUAGUUGUUUAUUAUUAAGACGAUUUCGUCUAAGAUGUCUAAGGAAAGAAUUUUAGAUAUAAAGGGCGGGAAUUUUUAUUAUAUUGAUAAGAUGGACUUUUAUCUAUUAUUUAUACAUAAUAGGAUAAUCAAGUUUUGGAAAUGUGAAAUAAAUGUGUAAUAGAAAAUUUGGAAGCCAAUUAGUGUUAAGUGGUAGAGAUAAGAGUAACUUGUUAUAGGUAGUAGGUACCUACUUAUGUGUACCUAUCUAUCUAUUCAUUUCAUUAUCUUUUUCGACAUGAUAUUAUAUAAAACAAGAUUUAGAUCGCAUUAAGGAGCGAUGACAUCGAAAAAUAAUAUUUAAUUAAAUGACCUUGUUAUAUAAAUUACAUUAUUUAUAAUCAUUAAUGUAUUCAUGUCAUUUAUUAAGAUAAGUUAGGGACCUUUGGAGUAAUGUUCUAAGGGUAAAACAUAAAUACGAGUAUAUUGAAGCUUUUAGUGUUAGAUUAUUUCAGAACUUUACAGUUUUACUUAACAUAGGCUUACAUUACCUAAUAGUUACAUUACCUAACUUUUAAACUAGCAUUACUUUGUUUAUGAAUCAUUUCAUGGAGGGGUACCUUUAAGAAAUUACUCCAAUUAUUUAAAAAGUUUACUUUUUAAUAAAUCAAUUUCCCUUGUUUUGAUUCAUAGUUAAACUAUUUUUACCUUAUUUAGGUACCUACUUUUUUGCAAGUUGCAAGUUUUUUUUUGCGAUGUGAUAUUAUUAUACUUACCUACUCAGUUGUGUUACUGCAUAGCAGAUUGUUAUUAGUUUAUUUAUAUAUUAUACAUAAGCAUUUGUUAAAUUACGGUAAGCGACAUGUUUGCAGGUCACAUUUUUUUUAUUUUAAGCUAGUCGUAGUAAAAUGUACGUAAUUACGUUUAGCUUAAUUAUUUUGUCAUAAUAUACUAACCUAGUCUGUAUCUAUACUAACACUUUUCAACAUUUAAAUCGAACGAUGGUAAAUAGAUGUUUGUCUUAUAUGUAGGUACGUAUUUUGAUGGUUAUCUGGAUGUAAGUAACAUUUCUCUUCGCGCGGAUUUCCAGACACAAUAAUUUAGUUAAAUAACAAUAAGAUUUGGAUCAGGGCAUCUGGGCCUUAGGACCUUACAUAAAUAAAAACAUUCCCUCACUUAUAUAUAGGAUGUUAGUGACACCGUAACGAAUACUGAGGGGGACUAUUCUGGCCAUGAUUCCGAGUUGAUAACAAGUGGAAUUUCCUGUCGGAAAAAACAUGAAACUUUUAGUGUUUUUUUUUAUUAUUAUUUUCGGUUCCAUACUUUAGCGAUAGAAAAUUCCGUUUGAUAUCAACUCAGAAUUAAGAUCUAAAUCACCCAUCAAAGUUUUCGUUACGAUGUCACUAACACCCUGUAUAUUCUGAUAAUUAGGUACGUGUUAUUUUGACAGGCGACUUAUUUUACCAAAAUAGUAUAAUGUGAAAGUCAUAUGUUGGUACGUAUAAUAAUAAAAACGCAUAAUAUAUUGUUUUGAACGCGCGGUCUGUCUAAAAUAGGAAUAUUUACUACAUUGUGUAGGUAGAUAUUCAAUAACUAAUUAAAUAUUGGAAAGUAUCAUAACGACAGCGUAAUUGAUGCUUUUUAAAAAAAAUGUUUGCUCGAGAUAAGUCUCGAGAAUGGAAAUUUUAGUAUUAAAUGCGGGCAACCUAAUGUUAAGAACAAAGGGGUGUUGUGAGUAUUAUGUUAUAUAGGUCUAAAGAAUAAGAAAUUUUAGUCUCAUAAAAUUAAAAUAGUUCUGUAAAUGGAAGUCGGGUUUAUACUUUGCAAAAUUUUAAUAUAUUUAAAACUAUUAAAUACUUACAUGGUAACUAUUUGACGAAAUUGGUUAUUCGUGGAGCUCUAGUGAUGUUUAACGUUGCUACGAAGUGUAGUAAAUGGACACUAUCCAUUAUAAAUGGUAACUUUCAAAAAGUUUAGUCUGGUCUAGAAAACAUGUUAGUCUAAACGAGAUAUUUUUCCAACAACGUCUUUGCUGCCUACAUAGAUGUGACAGUGCUUUGAUAAGUACAGAAUGAGGCUUAUCGAAAUACUAUUCAUUGCUGCAGAACUUAUAUUCUGCUUGCUUAUUCGAACUGAAUCUAUCAGAUAGCUGGCAACGCACAGAUACUGAAAUUGUAAAGAUUUAACAUUUCUGCAUAAUUUAAAUUGUAACAAGUUAACCUUCCCAAUAAUAGAGGCUGAUGAAAAUUCAGUAAGUAUAAUAUUACAGUUCAGACAACAUAAAUCGCCCAGUAUAAAUUACUAAGCAAAUUAACGAGUAGUAUAUCGGUUCAUACAAUACAUAACCCAUUGACAGAUAAUGUUAUCAAAUCACUUAAAUAUAGAUAAGUAAAAAAUCCCAGUUUGGCCAAGUAGCUUUAGGAUCGGAGUUACGCGUGUUGUGAAACUUCAGUUACUUAUCGUUUGUAUAUUCUGUAGAAGGUACAAUGUCAACUUUAAAAUAUAUAUUAUAAUGCUUACUUGUAAAAUAAUAAAUUAAGUAAUUCAAAGUUUAAAACUAUUUCACGUUCGUUUGCGAGAGCCAAAUAUUUUAUGUCCUUUGAAUGUACAUAGUUCAUAGUGGUAAUAACAGAAGUACUUAGGUAGGUACGUUAUUUGAGUCCAGAACCUACCUGUGUUUGUCCUUUUUUGCGCCAUCAGUACCAAUCUAAGUUGUCGGUUUUCAAAUAGGCACUUUUGGCAACGGCGCAACGAGUGUGCUGGAUACCUUUGUAUGGUCGUCUACCAUACACACGGAACGUAACGAAAGACACUCAAAAUUACUUAACGAUGUGAAAGUAGCUAAGUAGGUACUUUACCUUACUUAUCGUUUCAUUCAAUGAAGAUACAACAGUCAAAACUUGCCGAAAAUUAUUGAUAGUAAAUUAGCGUUCAUAUAUUUAGAGUUGGUAUUUUAAAUUAAAUAAUAUUAUGUAAUAAUUUAAUAUUGUUUCAUAGUCAUAAUAUUCUGAAAGAGCAUGAUAUUUAAUAAGCAUUUAUUUUUAAGGCAUGCAGUUGUUACCUAUUAUUUGCUUUAAAAAAAUAACAAAAAAUAAUUUAAAAUAUCAUGCCGUUUCCGAAUAGGUACUCAAACCUUUAUUAGCUACAUAAUAAUUAUUUUCUCGAUAUAUAUUUUUAUUUAUUAGAUGCGAGUCUACUUAUUUGUACUUAGGAACUAAUUACUUAAAUUAAUAAAUCCAGAUAUAUAAUGAGUGUUAGGGCAAAAAAUUCGCCACAAAAUGUUUCAAAUUACCCAUGUACAAAUGUAUUUGUAGAUCGGUAAAAUAAUAAAGUACUUAUUGAAA
Molecule: messenger RNA, 8604 nt
Organism: Pectinophora gossypiella (pink bollworm)
Lineage: Eukaryota; Metazoa; Arthropoda; Insecta; Lepidoptera; Gelechiidae
Exons: 17
Coding region: 18-2852 (944 amino acids)
Source: RefSeq, a predicted model, not a curated record